Messenger RNA from Vidua chalybeata, 2444 nucleotides. RefSeq names its product polynucleotide kinase 3'-phosphatase (gene PNKP). Gene Ontology annotation, biological process: DNA repair. The transcript is spliced from 16 exons. Bases 875 to 2401 code for a protein of 508 amino acids. Gene Ontology annotation, molecular function: double-stranded DNA binding; polynucleotide 3'-phosphatase activity; ATP-dependent polydeoxyribonucleotide 5'-hydroxyl-kinase activity. Gene Ontology annotation, cellular component: nucleus. The record is from RefSeq and is a predicted model, not a curated record. NCBI's taxonomy places the organism in Eukaryota, Metazoa, Chordata, Aves, Passeriformes, Viduidae.
GUCAUUUUGGGGGGGGGGGGACACGAGGCAAGCCCACCCCCCCCGGCAAUAAAGGUGACACUUGGUGGCAGAGCGGGGGUCGUGGGGGGGUCACGGGGGGGGUCAUGCUGAGUCAGCAGGUUCGUAUUUUGGGACCCCUAGCGGGGGGGGGGGAGGGGUGACCCCCAAGUAGCCUCUCCCAGUCCAAACCAGUCCCUCCCAGUGCCCCCCAAACCCCUCCCAGUCCCCUCCCAGUGCCCCCCAAACCCCUCCCAGUCCAAACCAGCCCCUCCCAGUGCCCUCCAAACCUCUUCCAGUGCCUCCCAGUCCCCUCCCAGUGCCCUCCAGCCUCUCCCAGCCCUUCCCAGUCCCCUCCCAGUGCCAUCCAACCCCCUCCCAGUCUUUCCCAGUCCCCUCUCAGUGCCCUCCAAACCCCUCCCAGUCCCCUCCCAGUCUUUCCCAGUCCCCUCCAGUUCGCCCACCCACCCUUGGAGGACCCACCCCGUCCUCCACCGCCAGGGGGCGCGGUGGCACUCAACCCACCGGAAGCGGCGGCGUAGCAAGACCGGAAGUCGCCUUGAAGGCGCCCAAAGAGGCGUGGUUCUGUCCGUAGGGGGCGUGACUUAGCGGGCGCGGGCGGGACUGAAACCGAAGGGGGCGUGGCCUUGCAGCGGCGCGUGCAAGGGCAAAAAAGGGCGGGAACGAAACAGCGAAGGGGCGGGGCCGUGCGGCGGAAGUGACGUCACGCAGCCUGGCGGAGGCGGCGGUACCGGGCCGGGGUCGCUCCGGUGCCGCUCCCGGUUCUGCCGCUCCCGGCUCUGCUGCUGCCGCUCCCGGUUCUGCCGCUGCCGGCUCUGCCGGUGCCGGCUCUGCCGCUCCCGGCUCUGCCGCUGCCAUGCGGGCCGAGCUGCGGGGCCUCGCCGGGCCCGUGCCGCUGCCCGACGGGCAGCCCGUGCUGCUGGGCCGCGGGCCGCUCACCGGCGUCACCGACCGCAAGUGCUCCCGGCAGCAGGUGGAGAUCGUGGCCAACUACGCCGAGGGCACGGCCCAGGUCACACAGCGCGGGGUGAACCCCAGCUCGGUGGGGGGGUCGGUGCUGGGCCGGGGGGGCUGCGGGACCCUCGCCCCCGGGCAGACCCUGCUGCUGGUGAACGGGAGGUACCCCCUGGUGCUGCACUUCGAGGGGUGCCCCCACCCCAAAAAACGCCCGGCCAGCCCCCCCGAGGAGCCCCCCCCGGCCCGCAGAGCCCCCCCCAGCCCCUCCCGGGGCGGGGGGUGGCAGAAGCUGGGACCCCUCCUCAUCUUCACCCCCUCAGGGCUCCGGCCCAGCGCGAAGAUUGCGGGGUUCGACCUGGACGGGACCCUCAUCACCACCCGCUCGGGGAAGGUGUUUCCCACCAGCCCCGAUGACUGGAGGAUUUUGUACCCUCAGAUCCCCAAAAAGCUGAAACAGCUGCAGAAUGAGGGGUAUAAGCUCGUGGUGUUCACCAACCAACUGGGCAUCUCCCGGGGCCGGCUGCGCCCGGAGCUCUUCCAGGCCAAGGUGGAGGCGGUGACGCAGCAGCUCGGGGUGGCCCUGCAGGUGUUGGUGGCCACGGGGCCGGGGAUUUACAGGAAACCAGUGCUGGGAAUGUGGGACCACCUGUGUGAGAAGGCGAACGGGGACGUGACGGUGUCGGUGCCUGACAGUUUCUACGUGGGGGACGCUGCCGGACGCCCCCCAAACUGGGCCCCGGGGCGCAAGAAAAAGGAUUUCUCCUGCAGCGACCGCUUGUUCGCUCUCAACGCGGGGCUGCGGUUCCUGACUCCUGAGGAAAAGUUCCUGGGCUGGGCCCCAGCGCCCUUUGACCUCCCGGCCUUCGACCCCCGGGACCUGGACAAAGCUCCCCAAGAGCUCCCCGAGGCUGAACUGGUGUCGGACAGGCCGGAGGUGCUGCUGACCGUCGGCUUCCCUGGGGCCGGCAAAUCCACUUUUGUGAAGCGGCACCUGAUCCCGGCAGGAUACGAAUACGUGAACAGGGACACGCUGGGCUCGUGGCAACGCUGUGUCUCUGCCUGCUCGGCCGCCCUGGCUCGGGGCCGCGCCGUUGUCGUCGACAACACCAACCCUGACCCUGAAUCGCGGCAAAGGUUCGUGUCCUGUGCCCGCGAGGCUGCGGUGCCGUGUCGGUGCCUCCAGUUCACGGCGAGCCUGGAGCAGGCGCGGCACAACUGCAGGUUCCGGGAUAUGACGCAGAGUGGCCACGUCCCCGUCACUGACGCUGUUCUGUUCAGCUACAAGAAACAAUUUGUGGCCCCCGACCUCUCCGAAGGCUUCUCCCAAAUCCUCCAGAUCCCCUUUGUGCCCCAUUUUGGGGACCCCCCAGACCCCAACGAAGGCGCCUCUUCUUCCAGUUCAGCGAUGGAUGAAGACCCCCACUGAACCCCCAAAUAAAGGCACUGUCCCUCCCCCAAUUUUUGGGAGA